Messenger RNA from Brenthis ino (lesser marbled fritillary), 3108 nucleotides. The record is from the annotation of a GenBank genome assembly. NCBI's taxonomy places the organism in Eukaryota, Metazoa, Arthropoda, Insecta, Lepidoptera, Nymphalidae.
AUGGAAAAACUAUGGUGGUCCCAUAAAUCUGUACGCUGUGUUGUAUUAUUCAUUGUUCGUCGGCUUUUUGGUGUAUUCGUGAUGGAGGGCGAUAAUAGUGGAGUCGGUAACCAUGAAAAAGAAGAAAAUGACAGUACUAGUACUCAUUCUUCUCCGCAAGAACAUAAAUCUUUUGCAGAAAUCGCAAAAGAUAAAUUGGAUAGUGCUGGUCGAGAGCUGAGAAGGCGAUUGCCAAUGGCAGGACAGUUAGGAGCGCAUUUAAUGCAUCCUAGAAGAUUGCUACUGCAUUCAACUCCUACACAACAAACUGAUGUUGUGCUUAUAUUUCCAAAAGGUCUCCCAGAUAGUAUGCUACUUUGGUUGCUACAAAAACUACGAGGGAGUCGACCGAGGCUGCGCGUGUGUGUGCGACAACACGCGUCUUCGCAGUGCUCCGCUUUUUAUAUUACCGCUGACGAUGAUGUGCUUUUACAAACCGCUGAAGAGGUUCACCUUCCAAAACUACUGAAACCGGAGUUCGGUGGAGGAUACAAGGAAUUUACAGUUCGAGACAUGCAUUGCUUUCAAAAGGGUACGAGUGCAUCAGAACUGCUAAGUUCCCAAGAACGGGGGGCUCUAGUGAAACAUGUGUUGGAAUCGGCUCGAGCGGAGCCGGGUGAUGAGCGUGCAUUGGAACCAGCGUUGACAUUGCGACCUGGACAGAGCAUUGUGCCAGCAUGUGUGAGUCGAGGUGUAGUGGCGAGUAUGUUCCCAUUACACGAACGGACCGCUUUAGAAAAUUUACGAAAGAAAUGGGUUAAGACGUUGUUCUCCCCGCAACCUUUGGAUGAGAUAAGUGAAUAUUUUGGUGUGAAAAUAGCCAUGUAUUUCGCAUGGCUCGGCCACUACACGCAGUCGCUCACGGUGCCCGCCGUUGUUGGGUUUAUAUUUUGGGUGUGGUUGGGGACAGCGAACGAUUACUGGAAGGAUAUAGCGUACGUGUUAUUUUCACUCUUCAACGUUCUGUGGGCCUGCGUAUAUUUGGAAACGUGGAAAAGAUAUUCAAAUGUGCUAGCAUACAGAUGGGGUACGUUAGACCAAAGAGACGAACUUUUAGUAGAACCCCGUCCAUUAUUUCAGGGCGACAUGGGUAUCAGCGAGGUGACGGGGCGGCCCGAGCCUCAGUACGCAGCGUGGCGGCGGCGCGCGUGGCGGCACUGCGUGUCGCUGCCGCUCAUGUUGCUUUGCCUCGCCGUGGCGGCGCUCGCCACGUUUGCGUUGUUGCGCACACAGGAUUGGUGGGAAGAUACGAUAUUUUAUUUCAGUUGGAUACCGCGAGCGUUUCUUGCUAUUUUAAUUGCGUUAGAGGAAGAAGUUUAUGCGAGAAUCGCAAAAUGGCUCAACGAUAAAGAAAAUUAUCGACUCGAGACAAAGUAUGAAAAUCAUCUGAUUCUGAAAAUAGCAUUGUUUCAAUUCGUCAAUUCGUUCAUGAGCUUGUUCUACAUUGCGUUUUACCUUCAGGAUAUGGAUAAAUUGAAAGAACAAUUAGCCGUAUUGCUUAUAACUCGUCAAAUAAUUGGAAAUUUAAAAGAAUCUGCGCUGCCAUAUCUCAUAGAAAAUCUUAGAUUAGCUAAGAUUUGUUUCGACGUUUUUGGAGCUAUGAGUCCAAGUAAGAUACCCACAUCGGCACAGUUAACAGAACUAUUUGAGAAGAGAACAUCUUCAUCCGGAGACCCACCAGAGAUGUUGAUCAAUGGCGGCACGGAGAAGGAGAAAGAUGAUCGAAGAGAUUCUGAUACUAGAGAGCCUUUAAUCGGACAGAAAGUUAUACACCAGGCUGAGUUAGAGUCGCAGCUGUUUAAGUACGACGGCACGUUCGCGGAGUACCUGGAGAUGCUGACGCAGCUCGGUCACGUGGUGCUGUUCUCGGCGGCGUUCCCGCUGGCGGCGCUGUGCGCGCUGCUCAACAACGCGUGCGAGGUGCGCGCCGACGCCUUCAAGCUGUGCCACGUCGCGCAGCGCCCCUUCGGCGAGCGCGUCAGCAGCAUUGGGAGCUGGCAGCACGCGAUGGAGGCGAUGGUGGCAGUAGCGGUGCUGGUGAACUGCGCUCUCAUAGGGCUGUCGGGGCCCGUGCACCGCCUGCUGCCCGACGCGACGCCCGCGCAGACUAUACUCGUCAUUGUUGCCUUGGAGCACGUGGUGCUGGUGCUGGUGCUGUGCCUGCGCCUCGCCAUCCCGGAGAUCCCGGCGUGGCUCGCCACCGAGAUGGCUAAGGUGGAGUUCCAGCGACGCGAGGCGAUUAAGAAUGCGCAUGCGCCACUAUUGUCGGAAGGGCCGAGCCAGGACGACGUGCGCUCCAACCGAAACACGCCUCAUAGCGUCACGCCCACCACGCCCAAGCAGUGUGACAAACCGAUAGACAAAAAGAAGAUCAACAUCGGCAAGAUACCAGAGAUACCGCCUUUCAGUAUUCAUAACUAUGGCAUAGUAGUCAUUAAGCGCAAGCUUAACUUACAUUCUGCUAUUUUUUUUUAUAGUAAUAUACAAUUUCGGCCAAAAGCUGCUUCCAUAACAGAGCCAGUGACAACGGGUUCCUUGCAAAUAUUGCAAGACGUUAGUCCCACUAAACCUAUUCGACGUAAGGAGGGCGCGCCGCUGUCGCUGCUGGGCGUGCGCGGGCUGCGCGACGAGCCGCUGCACCGCUCCGCGCACUGCCUGCCGCACGCGCACCGCCCGCUCGCGCACCCCACGCUGCAGGAGCUAUCAGGCAGCGUGAGCGCCGGCGGGUCCGAGCCGGACCUGAACGCGGUGCCGUCGGCCGUGCCCUCCGCUCCUUCUAUGGACAUCAGCGCCACUUCUAGUGAGGACGACAAGCCUAAGGAUAAAAGUAACCGGUCGCGCGCGCGCGCGGCGCUGGUGAAGCGCGUGCGCUCGGUGGCGGUGUUCUCGCUGGGGCUGCGGCGCGCGCGCGAGGCCGCCGCCGCCGCGCCCGCGCACGCCGCGCCGCGCACGCCCGACCGCCCGCACACCACGCCCGGGCCACCCGCGCCAAUGCUGGGAGGUGAACUAUCCCUCAUUCCCAUCGAACAGCUCAUACAAGUUGAAGACGUCAAACCAAGGCCUAUUACA